Megalops cyprinoides (Indo-Pacific tarpon) is the source of this 884-nucleotide messenger RNA. RefSeq names its product glutathione S-transferase theta 1a (gene gstt1a). The record is from RefSeq and is a predicted model, not a curated record. Gene Ontology annotation, biological process: glutathione metabolic process. Gene Ontology annotation, molecular function: glutathione transferase activity. The coding region runs from base 32 to 760 and encodes 242 amino acids. Gene Ontology annotation, cellular component: cytoplasm. The transcript has 5 exons. NCBI's taxonomy places the organism in Eukaryota, Metazoa, Chordata, Actinopteri, Elopiformes, Megalopidae.
UUCAAGUUGUGCGUGCAACUUCUGCUCCAAAAUGCCGCUCGAACUGUUCCUUGACCUGCACUCUCAACCAUGUCGGUCCGUCUUCAUAUUCGCCAAGAAAAACAACAUUGCGUUUGAAUUCAAGAAAAUCCACCUAGCUGCAGGAGAGCAGUAUGGCGAGGAGUUUGGCAAGAUCAGCAUCAUGAGAAAAGUCCCUGUGAUGAAAGACGGAGAUUUCAUUCUCACUGAGAGCGUUGCAAUCCUCAAAUACAUGGCUGAGAAGUUCAAGACCCCGGACCAUUGGUACCCAGCUGACCUACAGAGACGUGCCCGUGUGAAUGAGUAUCUGGCGUGGCAGCACUCAGCACUGAGGACUCAUGGUUCAAAGGUCUUUUGGUUCAAGGCCAUGAUUCCCAUCCUCACUGGGGCAGAGGUACCCAAGGAGAAAAUGGACUCUGCCAUGGAAGAUCUCAAUAUGUCUCUGAAGCUCUUCGAAGACAAGUUCCUGCAGGACAGGCCUUUUGUGGCUGGAGAUCAGAUCUCCCUGGCCGACCUGGUGGCCAUUGUGGAAGUCAUGCAGCCCGUCGGCGUUGGCGUGGACGUGUUCAAAGACAGACCGAACCUGAGUGCCUGGAGGGAGCGCGUGAAGAAGGAGCUGGGUACGGCUCUCUUUGAUGAGGCUCACGACGUCAUCAUGAACGUGGGCAACCUGCCCCAGACCUUCAAAGACAACGGCAUGCUGGAGUUCCUCAAACCCAGGAUCCAGAAACUGUUCAACUGACGGGCUGAGCUCCCCCCUCCCUCCGUCCCUCCAUCUAUCUCGCUAUGUAAAAAUUCCGUAUGAAAAUGAAAUAUUUUGUCACAUAUUACAAAAUAUUACAUUGCACUAUCACCAUUAUUACAUU